AUGGUGACAUGGAAUCCUCCCUUCAAUGAGACGGUAUUCCGUGAGCUCAGUGACAGCAGCUGUUUCUCCUCAGAUCGAGUAGAACAGGCGGCAGUAGCAGACACCACGCCAGCCAUGCAUAACGGAGCACUACCUCUGGCCCAGAUUCCUUUGUCAUUCGAACCACUCUUUCCAGCAUCAUAUCGCAAGAAGAAUGCCACAAGGAAACCUUUUAUUGUCUCAGCCAGCUGUGCAAGUGCCAAGACCGACUUGAGCGUUGAAAAGCUGAAUGAAAUUUAUGGCUGGCUCUGGCUUGCUGGACGGCCGAUGCCUCCUCGGCCUCUAAACUACCAGCAAGCUUCAUCCCGCGAGAUUAUUCUCAACGAGAAUGUGGACAUGCACCUUGUCUGGGACGUCUCUCGGCGAAUAUUCCUAAAACCAUUGCCACGUUAUCUUUUAAGUCACAAAUUUUGGCAAAACAACCUUGCGACCGACCAUGAGUUCUAUAAGAGCGCGUUCGGCUUUAUGCUGUCCUAUGCUGCCUUGAUUCAGUACGAAAGCGACUUCUUUAUUGCUAAGGAAAAGCAUUUAAUACCAGAGAACCUGACAUGGGAAUCAUGGAUUAACUUGGUGGAUCAAUUACUCAACAGUGAAGUUGACAACAGAGUCAACAGUCGCUAUAGAUAUGGAGAGCUUAGGCUGUCUCGCCUGAACAAAAUACUUUGGAUGCACGGUUACUUCAGAGGAUAUAGUUUCCGUUACCAAACAUAUGGGGAAUUGCUCACCGCGAAUCUAGCACCAAUUGCAGCGGCGACUGUGUAUAUUGCCUUGGUGUUGACGGCCAUGCAGGUUGGGUUGGCCACUCCUCAACUGGCGGACAACGACACAUUUCAAAGAGUGUCCUAUGGAUUUGCGGUAUUUUCAAUUCUUGCUCCAGCAGGAGUUACCUUAUUUAUUGUGCUGAUACUUAUACUCUUCUUUUUUUAUAAUUCGGCAGCUACAAUAAUUUUUAGGCGAAAGGCUAGGGGGUAG
Molecule: messenger RNA, 1011 nt
Organism: Fusarium mangiferae
Lineage: Eukaryota; Fungi; Ascomycota; Sordariomycetes; Hypocreales; Nectriaceae
Exons: 2
Coding region: 1-1011 (336 amino acids)
Source: RefSeq, a predicted model, not a curated record